Messenger RNA from Drosophila willistoni, 1709 nucleotides. It is a transcript of the gene Gr23a, whose product is annotated as gustatory receptor 23a. The record is from RefSeq and is a predicted model, not a curated record. Gene Ontology annotation, cellular component: membrane; neuronal cell body; axon. The coding region runs from base 36 to 1154 and encodes 372 amino acids. Gene Ontology annotation, biological process: sensory perception of taste. NCBI's taxonomy places the organism in Eukaryota, Metazoa, Arthropoda, Insecta, Diptera, Drosophilidae. The transcript has 4 exons.
AGUUGUUAAAUCAGUUGUAUUUGGUGCCUCAGACAAUGAAUUCACUAGCCUGCCUAACGCGUCGCUUUCUCCAGGCAAGUUAUUGUUUGUGGGCCUUGGUUCCUUUACCGUCUUCGGCAAAGAUAUAUUCUUUUAUAGCAUUCAUUGCAUUGCGUGUCAUCUGGAUUCUAUAUUUUAGCUAUAUGCUAAGCCGAGGCAUCGGUUUUCUGUAUAGUGCCAAGAAAGUUAUUUCCGCUUUUGUGGGAACAUUUUUAUUCCUGGGCAACAAUGUGGUGGGUUUGCUGCUAAUCUUUGAAAGUAUUUUGAAGAGAAAUGUCCAUUACCAUUUGGACACCUUGCGCCUGCAGUCGGAGCUACUUCUUCAACGCCUCGGAAUGUCCCGUGGUCGUCGCAUUGUGUCGUUCCGUUUAUUACUUUUGAUCAGUUUGCAAUUGGUCUGCGAUGCGGUACGCACUUGGGCAAAUCAUAAGAGUUCCAUAAACCCCAUACACGGACUUUCCAUGCCAAUGAUUUGGCUAUUGCGUAUGAGAUAUAUCCAGAUGCUGCAGCAUGUCAUGGACCUGAAUCAGCGAUCCGUUCAGCUGCGUUGCUCCCUGCUUGCCCUAGCCAGUGGAAAUGAUCUCUGGCAACCGUAUGGCCUGCAGGAAUGCCGACAGUUGCAAACACUCCGUCUAAGCUAUGAACGUAUCUUUGAGUGCUACGAAGCUUUUAGCGAUUGCUAUGGCUGGGGAAUACUCGGAUUGCAAUUGAUAACAGGCUUUGAAUUUAUAUCAAACGCCUAUUGGAUGCUUGAGGCUUGGAUGUCUGCUAACAUCGUGAUUGUGGUCUUUAUCUACAAUGCAGCUACAACUCUGUCUAUGGGCAGUUUGAUCAUAGCCCUCUUCUGGUACGGCGACGCAGGGGCUGAAAAUGGUCGUCAAAUAGGUUGCCUUAUAUCCAAGUUGAUCAAACCGCUAGCCAGUAAACGUUACAACAACUUGGUAUGCGAAUUCUCGCUACAGACUCUGCAUCAACGGUUUGUGAUCACGGCCAAGGACUUUUUUAGCCUCAAUUUGCAUCUGCUGAGCAGUAUGUUUGCUGCUGUGGUCACAUAUUUGGUCAUCUUAAUACAGUUUAUGUUUGCAGAAAGCACCUUAAGAGUCAAGGACAACUAAUUCGAUUGCUACUCUAGAAAUAUUUAUCGACCAGUAUUGAAAAACGAUUACGUACAAGUGACAGAACCUGUCUCUAUUAUAAUAUGUCUUUGCUCAACAUUCAAAAAACAAAAAAAAAAAAUAAAAAAAAAAAUAAAAAAAAGGCACCAGCACGUAAAUACACUAUGGUUGCGGAAAACUUGGACAUUGAUGCGGACAUGGAUUUCGUGAACAAUCUACUCAACUCGGAAAAUAUAAAUGCCGAGCACAAAGUUCGUGGUCUUCUUCUUGAUAUAAUGUACACUUUGGCCAGAGAUGCACUUGUUGAUACCAAACGCUUUACCAAGCUUACGCUUAGAUCCAAAGUUGAUAUGGAAGAUAUUCGCAUGGAAAGAUCCUUAUUAAUUCCUGAGGACAUCAAGGAUCCUCUGCCAAUGCCACCGCCAGCAAAACGAAAGAAACUCCGUGACGUAAAGGCAAAUCUCAAACAAGGCGCUAAAGGACAUUUGAACUCUUGCGAUUUAAGAAAACCUAUUCCUAGUCCCGCAAAAAUUAAACGCCCAAAUGAAACCAAAA